AUGCCAAUCUUGUACAGUGUUGUAGCAAGAGGCACAACAGUGUUAGCCAAGUUUGCCUCUUGUGCUGGAAACUUUGCAGAGGUUACAGAACAAAUUUUGAGUCGAAUUCCGCCAGAGAAUUCAAAACUUACUUACACCCAGGGAAAGUAAGUGUCAACAAGACAUUAGUAAUUUUAUCAAAGCAAUGUUGCAAGCUUCAUGAUAUAAAUCAAAUUAGAACCAAACACUUGACCUCUCCUAGAAAUUGCAAGCCAAUUUGCUAUUCUUUUUGUUUUAAUUAGCCUUUCAAGCCAGCCUUGACAUCAUGUUUAAAAAAAAAAAACAAUGGAAUUUUCAUGCAAAAGCGAGGCCAAAAGGGCUAAUUUGUCUGCACUUAAAAUAAUGAAAAUCUUUUUUUACAAUUACUAAUUAAAAGAGAUCCUUAACCUGACAUUGGGUUCACUCAUUAUUAUUUCUACAUUUAAUUGUUUUUUGUUAUGAAUUUGUGUGCAAGAAUUUGGUAAUUAUAUCAAGCAAUAUUCCCAAAUUGGUGUGUUUGUUUCUUCUGAAAACUUGAAUAAUUGACAAUAUGGAAAUGAUUUAAAAGAAUAUCACCAUAAUGAAACAACUGGGCAGGGACCUUCAACCGUUUUACUCCCAAGAUCUCAUUAGCAAUUCUCCUUACUCUCUGCCAUAAAAUACUCAUGAUAUCAAUUUGGAGGAUUUAGUGGUGGAUCAACUUUUAGUUCCCUAAUUGAGUUUUGUUCUUUAUUCUCAUCACUUGAACUCUUGGUAUUGUAUUGGUAAUGUAAGGAGAAAUUCUCUCUUGGUCACUCAUGGGAAUCAAAGGGUCAAUGAGGACCACUAGGCUUAAGAGCAUGUUUUGCCUAAAUUGAGUUUUGAUAGUAUUUGAUUUUUAAAUUUUGUUAUAUCAUCCUCUUAAAUCAUUGUGAAUUCAUUUGGUAUUUCAAUCUUACAGCUACCUGUUUCACUACAUAUCAGAGGACAGAGUGGUCUAUUUGUGCAUUACAGAUGAUGUAAGUUAACAAAAAUAAUUUGUGUAAAAUUUAACAAUCUUUGAAUUUCUACAUUGCUUCAACUUUAGCCCAAGUUAGCAUCUGAGAGGUCCACUAAAUGGUUUGUUUAUUCUGUCUUUGAAUUCAGGAUUUUGAAAGGUCCAAAGCAUUUCUUUACCUGACAGAGAUUAAGAAACGGUGAGCAAGUACUGCCUCUCAUGCUUCAUUUACCAUAGCUUCCAGUAUUACUGUAUUAUUGUUAUGGAUUAGUGAUUUCUCAAGUUUGUCAUCACUGUAGUUAUGGUGAACUUGUUUGUUUUGUUACAGUUUUCAAAGUGCAUAUCAUGGCCGUGCGCAAACAGCACUGCCUUAUGCUAUGAACAGUGAAUUUUCAAGAGUCCUUUCAGCUGAAAUGGUAGGUAUAUUGUUCAAUCCAUCUAUUUUCAGCCUUAAAGAUACACACAUUUUUUCCAUAAAGAUAUUUUUAUUCCAAUUGACCCUUCCCAUUGCCUCUCUGUGAAAUCACCCCUUAUUAAAUAUAUUUCUUAUCUGAGCAUCUUCUCUUACAGAAAAGGUUUUCUGAUACUGAACAUCAGGCUGAUAACCUGUCAAAAGUGCAAGGAGAACUUGAUGAACUUAGAGGAAUCAUGGUGAAAAAUAUUGGUAAGGGCUGCAUGAAAGAGAAGAAGAAAAAACAUUUUUUACUGUGUAGAUUUUGAUGAAAUACCAAAAUUUCUCCUGGUAAGUUUAUGGUGCACACAGUGAACAAACCAUUUGUGUCAGCCUACAGUUGUGAAGAAAACCUUGUCCUUAUGGUAACCAGGUUUCUCAACAUGGCAGUUUUACUUUUCACAAAGGAAGUUUUUCAAUUAACAAAUUUAACGAGGGUUGAUUCAAACUUUCUUUAAGAGAAAAAGAUUUUAGGUUAUGAGGACAUGUGGACAUGUUUUAUUUUUAUGUCAGAAAUUGAAGUUGCUUUACUUACAAAUGAUCUCUGCAUUCUUUUUUUUUCUAAAAUGUGUGUUAAGAUCAUCUUUGAUUUAAAUAAACAAGAGAAAAAUGUCCAAGGAUAUAGUGCUUAUCCAUGGGCAGUCAGUCAUCUUAAUACUGAUAAUAUUUUCUUGAUUUUGGAAACAGACACCAUCGCACAAAGAGGAGAACGUUUGGAACUCUUGAUUGAUAAGGCAGAAGACCUUAAUACCACAGUGAGUUCUCAAUAAUUAUUUAGUUAAUUGCGCUGUAACAUCGUUGCUUGAAUAAGUGUCCCAUUUACUGAUCUUCCUCUUUCCUAGUCCCUCACUUUCAAGAAAUCAAGCAAAGGCCUGGCCAGAGCCAUGUGGUGGAAGAAUGUCAAAAUUACUAUAAUACUUGUGGUUGUUAUUAUUGUAAGUAUAUGGAAGUUGAUUCAGUAUCAAUAUUCUCCAUACUUUUCUCAAUAUAUUUCCUUUGGUACUGGCAAGGAGAAAUUCUUAAACAAUGAAAGCUUCUUAGUUUGGUGAUCAUUUUCUUUAGUCUCAUGAUCUUAAUGAAUGAUUCAGCAGCAUUACUGAAAGGAGAAAUUGGAUGCUGGUCACUCUUAGUGCUCAACCCUUUAACUCCCAGAUCAAAUUUGUAGUAAUGUUAGUUCAGAGAAUUUAGUAUUGGAUCAACUAAUCUUCCCCAAAUUGAUAGUAUUCUUAUAUUCUCAUCACUUAUAUGGUUGAUAUUGUAUUGAUACUUUAAGGAGAAAUUCUGUCUUGGUCACUCAUGGGAGUUGAAGGGUUAAGCUGUCUCCACUUUUUACUCUCUGUUCCAAUCUCCCUCUACUUAAAAGACUCUCACAUUUUACUGUUUUUUUUUUUUUUUUUUUUUUUUUUUUUUUACCCCUUCCUCUCCCUACCCUAGUAUGUCAAAUAGAGUAGAUGGAGAGAGUUUUAAUUUAUAUUUUUGAAAUGAUAGAUUUUAAAAAUUUUUACCAUUUUUUCUUUUUUUUUUUUUUUGCACAGUUGGUUCUCUACUUUAUCAUAUCAGCAGCCUGUGGAGGACUUGACUGGGGUGACUGUGUUCACAAAAACAAGGACAAUCAAUAA
Molecule: messenger RNA, 3064 nt
Organism: Pocillopora meandrina
Lineage: Eukaryota; Metazoa; Cnidaria; Anthozoa; Scleractinia; Pocilloporidae
Source: the annotation of a GenBank genome assembly